Molecule: messenger RNA, 1284 nt
Organism: Caenorhabditis briggsae
Lineage: Eukaryota; Metazoa; Nematoda; Chromadorea; Rhabditida; Rhabditidae
Exons: 3
Coding region: 1-1284 (427 amino acids)
Source: RefSeq, a predicted model, not a curated record
AUGGCACAAUUGCUUCUCUUCCCUGAUCCCGUUCCCAGGGAUUUUUCGAUUCGCUACCAUCAUAUCGAAUCCCCAAAACCAUCAGAAGAUCCACUCCACAAUCCGUGGUUUCCAUCUUCGUCAUCUUCGCCUCAUCCUGAAACUGUUACAGAGAACACCCGCGUUGAGUCUGGAAGAGAUCCACGUCACAUAACUGAAGACUCGAUAGAAGAGAACGGAGAAGAACGGAUAGCACACUUUGAAUAUUACGAAGGUGCAGAAGAGUUUCCCAUCAAAGUGCCUCCAGAGCAGACAGCAGCUCUAAUACACCAAUCCCCGGCAAAUCUAAAUAUGGCAGUUCUGCCAGGCCGCUGUGUGCGUGCCUUCCUGGAUUCAUUCGCUCUGAUAAUCAGUUUAGCCCUAGUAAUCCUUCAAUUUGGUUUAUUAGACUGGUACUAUCUGAAUGUCACAGGAGAGAAUGUAUGGGCUGCUUGGAUAGGACCAGAUUGUGUUGUGGUGCUGAUCCUGGGUGUGCUAGGAGUCUUGGCAAUCAAAUUCAAUGCAGUUCAAAUGGAAGAGUGUUGUUCUAUUGAUAGCCGAGUAAAGUACGCCUGCUUUGCUUGGGGAGUCUACGCUGUCAUUCUCAUUGCCAAAGUUGCCACGUGUUUCCGCCUGUUCUACGAAGACAUUCCACCGACUCCUCUGGAUAACAACGACAAGCUUUUCGAUGAUUUCCUCUUCAAAGCCGGACUGUCUCUUUCCGUUUUGAUCUUCCUGUUCAUUUUUGAAUCCCACCAUUACACUCCAUUGGUCUCCGUUCGUCAGGUGUACAUCUCAUACCUUGUCGCUGCCAUUUGUCUGGAUCUCAUCGAUAACAUUUAUUUCUUGGACCUUCUUUGGCAAGCAUCGAAAGACAAAUGGAACUUGGAACUCUGGUUGGAGCUGACCAUCCUCAUUGUCGCCUGCAUCAACUUCUUCAUGCCCACCUUCGCCCUUGCCAAACUCCGUUACGCCAAAGUGCCCCGCUUCCUUCUUGUCAGCGAGAAACUCUGGGCCUUCCUCUACGUUCUUCUUGUCAAUGGACCAUUCCUGGGACUCCGUAUCUAUCUCUACAUUAUUCUCGAAGUUCAGCAACACGGAAAGAAGUUCGAUCCAUCCCUGUUCGCCGUUAAGAACAUUGCUAUGAUCUACAUUGCUCUUCGAGAGCUCUGGACACGUCUUCAAUAUUGGAGAAUGAAGCGUCGUGCUGCUUUGAGCAGAAAUGAACUUGCCGCCGCCAUCCACCACCAGGAUGAAGAACAAUAA